Messenger RNA from Temnothorax curvispinosus, 401 nucleotides. Its product is annotated as histone H4. NCBI's taxonomy places the organism in Eukaryota, Metazoa, Arthropoda, Insecta, Hymenoptera, Formicidae. Gene Ontology annotation, molecular function: DNA binding; protein heterodimerization activity; structural constituent of chromatin. The record is from RefSeq and is a predicted model, not a curated record. The transcript has a single exon. Gene Ontology annotation, cellular component: nucleosome. Gene Ontology annotation, biological process: nucleosome assembly. The coding region runs from base 46 to 357 and encodes 103 amino acids.
CUCACGGAGUUCGCAUCGUACUAAUCGUACUACGAGUGAUUCAAGAUGACUGGUCGUGGUAAAGGAGGAAAGGGAUUAGGAAAGGGAGGAGCAAAGCGCCAUAGGAAGGUCUUGCGUGAUAACAUCCAAGGUAUCACCAAGCCAGCCAUUCGCCGAUUGGCCAGACGUGGCGGUGUAAAGCGUAUUUCUGGCUUGAUAUACGAGGAGACCAGAGGUGUCCUAAAAGUCUUCCUGGAAAAUGUCAUUCGUGACGCUGUUACUUACACCGAACACGCCAAGAGGAAGACCGUAACCGCCAUGGACGUCGUCUACGCCUUGAAACGACAGGGAAGGACCCUAUACGGUUUCGGCGGUUAAUGCGAUCUACGACUCGUCACAAAUCAAAACAACGGCCCUUUUCA